Molecule: messenger RNA, 2962 nt
Organism: Acomys russatus (golden spiny mouse)
Lineage: Eukaryota; Metazoa; Chordata; Mammalia; Rodentia; Muridae
Gene: Pald1
Product: phosphatase domain containing paladin 1
Exons: 19
Coding region: 52-2613 (853 amino acids)
Source: RefSeq, a predicted model, not a curated record
CUGUGUGCCCUCUCACCUGCAGGUCUGGGGUCCUGAGGCUACUGGCAGGCUAUGGGUACAACAGCAAGCGCAGCCCAGCAGACGGUCUCAGCUGGCACCUCCUUUGAGGGCCUGCAGGACAGCAGCUCCAUGGACGGCAGGCCUUCACUCAGUGUGCAGUCCUUCCACACCACAGGCUUGCACAACAGCAAGGCCAAGUCCAUCAUCCCCAACAAGGUGGCCCCUGUUGUGAUCACGUACAAUUGCAAGGAGGAGUUCCAGAUCCAUGAUGAGCUGCUCAAGGCCCAUUACAGGAUGGGCAGGCUCUCAGAUGCCACCCCUGAGCACUACCUAGUGCAGGGCCGCUAUUUCCUGGUGCGUGAUGUCACUGAGAAGAUGGACAUACUGGGCACCUUGGGGAGCUGUGGGGCUCCCAACUUCCGGCAGGUGCGGGGUGACCUCCCUGUGUUUGGCAUGGGGCAGCCCAGCCUCUUGGGGUUCAGGAGGCUCCUGCAGAAACUCCAGAAAGAUGGGCACAAGGAGUGCAUCAUCUUCUGCGUGCGGGAGGAGCCUGUGCUGUUCUUGCGUGCUGAAGAGGACUUUGUGUCCUACACACCUCGAGACAAAGAGAGCCUUCACGAGAACCUCAGGGGCUCUGGACCAGGGGUCAAGGUUGAGAGUCUGGAGCUGGCUAUCCGGAAAGAGAUCCAUGACUUUGCCCGGCUGAGAGAGAAUGCGUAUCACGUGUACCACAACACAGGUGACCUGCGUGGGGAGCCGCACACCGUGGCCAUCCGAGGUGAGGAUGAUGUGCACGUGACCGAGGAGGUGUUUAAGCGGCCGCUGUUCCUGCAGCCCACCUACAGAUACCACCGCCUCCCCCUGCCAGAGCGAGGGGCCCCCCUGGAAGCCCAGUUUGAUGCUUUUGUCAGUGUCCUCCGGGAGACCCCCAGCCUUCUGCGGCUUCGAGAUAACCAAGGUCUUCCCCCUGCCCUCCUGUUCAGCUGUCAGUCGGGUGUUGGGAGGACCAACCUGGGCAUGGUUCUGGGUACCCUUGUGCUGUUCCACUACAGUAGAACCACCUCCCAACCAGAGGCUGGCUCCUUGCUGACCAAAACCCUGCCCAUGGAGCAGUUUCAGGUGAUCCAUGGCUUCAUCGGCAAGGUGCCCCAGGGGAAAAAGAUAAUAGAGGAGGUGGAUCGAGCUGUCGCUGCCUGUGCAGAAUUGCACGACCUGAGGGAAGAGGUCCUAAAGAACCAGAGGAAGCUAGGAGGCUUCAGGCCAGGGACCCCAGAGCAGGAAAGUGGUGUCCAACAGAGGGCGCUGUGGAGCCUGGAGCUGUACUUCUAUCUGAUCCUAUUUAACUACUAUUUGCAUGAGCAGUACCCCCUGGCCUUUGCCCUCAGUUUCAGUCGAUGGCUGUGUACCCACCCUGAGCUGUACCGUCUGCCAGUGAUGUCCUUGAAUGCUGUGGGGCCCAUGGUCCCUGGGGACCUCAUCGCCAAGGGCUCCCUGGAAGCAGAUGAUCUUAUUUCCCCGGAUGCACUCAGCACCAUCAGAGAGAUGGACGUAGCCAACUUCCGGCGUGUACCGCGCAUGCCUAUCUAUGGUACCGCCCAGCCCAGUGCCAAGGCCUUAGGCAGCAUUCUGGCCUACCUGUCUGAUGCCAAGAGGAAGCUACGGCAGGUGGUCUGGAUAAACCUGAGGGAGGAGCUGGUACUGGAGUGUGACGGUCACAUGCACAGCCUGUGGCCACCCGGACCAACCCUGGCCCCGGAGCAGCUGGAGACCUUGGAGGCCCAGAUGAAGGCCCACCUGAGUGCUCCAGCCCCCGGCACCAAGAGCCCUACCACCCCCAGGUUCCAGAAGUGCCUGACCACACAGGAGGUCUUCAGUCAACACCAGGGGGCCUGCCUUGCCCUGACCUACCACCGUAUUCCUGUGCCAGACUUCUGCGCCCCCCGAGAGGAGGACUUUGACCGGCUGCUUGAGGCCCUGCAGGCUGCUCUCACCAAGGACCCAGGCACAGGCUUUGUCUUCAGCUGCCUCAACGGCCAGGGCCGGACCACAACUGCCAUGGUGGUGGCUGUACUGGCCUGCUGGCACAUCGGGGGCUGCCCCGAGGUGGGUGAGGAGGAGCUAGUGAGCGUGCCUGAUGCCAAGUUCACCAAGGGCGAGUUUCAGCUGGUGAUGCAGGUGGUACAGCUGCUGCCGGAUGGCCACCAUGUGAAGAAGGAGGUGGAUGCGGCCUUGGACACUGUCAGCGAGACCAUGACACCCAUGCACUACCACCUUCGGGAGGUCAUUAUCUGCACCUACCGACAGGCAAAGGCCACCAAAGAGGCACAGGAGGCUAGGAGGUUACAGCUGCGGAGCCUGCAGUACCUGGAGCGUUACAUCUACCUAAUCCUCUUUAACGCCUACCUCCGCCUGGAGAAGGCCAGCUCCUGGCAGAGGCCCUUCAGCACCUGGAUGCAGGAGGUGGCAACCAAAGCUGGCAUCUAUGAGAUCCUCAACCAGCUGGGCUUCCCUGAGCUGGAGAGCACAGAGGACCAGCCCCUGUCAAGGCUCCGCUACCGCUGGCAGGAGCAGAGCCGAGACUCAGAGCCCUGUGAUGCUGGGGACUUCCUGUAGGCCUUCUCGUUCCUUGCCAAGUGGGCUAGCGGCCUGAGGUUCUCUUUGCUUCAGACGGACACCUGCCAGCGUCCUGGAGAGACUGAGGCCCUGAGAGCCUUUGGAAAGAGGUUUCCGUACGAUGCGUAGACAGCACAACCAUUUUUUUGUAAUGGCCUCAGAUACCUACCAGAGGAGCAAGUGCACAGCCUCCAGGGAGCUUGCUCUCCAAACAGCCAGUCACCAUCACUGUCCCCUCUCACUGCUGGGCAUCAGACUGCCUACGUGGGCAGAAGGCCGGCCAUGUUCAUGUUUUCACCCCCUUCCCCCAGUUGGCUUGCUCUUGCGUCUCAGUCUUUCAGCCUAGGCA